Molecule: messenger RNA, 7865 nt
Organism: Vollenhovia emeryi
Lineage: Eukaryota; Metazoa; Arthropoda; Insecta; Hymenoptera; Formicidae
Gene: Marf1
Product: meiosis arrest female protein 1 homolog
Exons: 26
Coding region: 379-5439 (1686 amino acids)
Biological process (GO): post-transcriptional gene silencing
Cellular component (GO): cytoplasm; peroxisome
Molecular function (GO): CCR4-NOT complex binding; mRNA base-pairing post-transcriptional repressor activity; RNA nuclease activity
Source: RefSeq, a predicted model, not a curated record
GGUUAUCGCGCGGUGCAAAUACGCCUGAAAAGUCUUUCGUCGAUCGAUGCGAACGUAACUUCAAGCAUGUUUUCUGCGCAGGGGAGGAGAGGGAGACAGACAAACAGAGAGAGAGAGAGAGAGAAUUGGAAGGAGGUAUAAAACAGAAGAGAGUCACAUAGAAAAACGCACGUUUUGCUCGAUUUCGGCUAACAGGGUCGGGCCGGCAAUUUUCCUAACUAUGUGCUCAUCCGUGAUCGCCCCCCGUAAUGUUUUACCCGCUUAGUAUCUCGCCGUUUCGGUUGCCGCGUUUUUGCCCGAAGCUGCACAGGAAGCGGUGGAACGAUGGCUGAAUUGCUCAGCCUACAUUGUAAUCCUAUCAGAUAACUUGCGAGACACAUGGCUGACGAAACACCACCCCAUUACCGUGCGUCGUGUGCGGAAGAUAACGACGAGAUCGAGGGCCUUAACGAGAAGCUCAUACAACUGUUGUCCGAACAAAAGCACCUGCUACCGGCAGCCAACAGUUCGCUGUGCGACAGUAUACUGGAAAACGACGGCGACCCCAAGGCAUCCACUUCUCUGUCGUUCGGUCAUUGCAGACAUGACUGCUCCGUUCUCUGUCACGACAGUCCAUCUAAGGUGCCGAGCAUGUCGAAUUCUCUUCCACCCAUUGGCGUAUUUUGGGACAUUGAGAAUUGUCAGGUUCCUAAAGGUAGAUCCGCCAUAGCGGUCACGCAGCUAAUUAGAGACAAAUUUUUUAGUGGCUAUAGAGAGGCGGAGUUUAUCGUGGUGUGCGACGUUCAGAAGGAGAAUAGCCAAAUCAUACAGGAACUGAAUGACGCUCAGGUUAAUUUAAUACACGUGGCGGCUACGUGUAAGAACGCCGCGGACGAGAAGCUUAAGCAGACCAUUAGAAGGUUCGCUGACAUCCACGGCAGCCCGGCAGCCAUAAUCUUAAUAUCCGGCGACAUUAAUUUUGCCGCUGAUCUCAGUGAUCUACGUCAUAGAAAGAAGAUUUAUGUGAUACUGCUACACAAAAAGAAUACCUCAGAAGCGUUAAUAUUAUGCGCCAAUGAACAUUAUGAUUUUAUGGAGCUCACGGAAUCAUUGCCGUCCAGACCUCCACCAAAGAAUAAUGAAUCCAUUGAUCUUCUAAUUAGUAACCUUCCCGAUGAUGUGGAUGUUAAUGUCAUUAAGCGUCGUCUUAAGCAAUUGUCCGAAAAUUGCGGCGGUCGAGUGAUGGAUGUCCAGUCAAAUGCUGCCAUUGUACGCUUUACGUCGAACAGUUCUGCAGAAAGCUUGCUCGUUUGUUCCGUAUAUUGUUACUCUGAUUUGAAUGACCCGCCCGUGCCUCGUGCGAAUCAGCCUUUCGCAUUCUCCGUUCUACCAUUGGAUCGGGCUCAGAAACGUAUGGAAGGAGAAUAUGUUUUCGGGUCGAAAAUAUUUGUAAGAUACCUCGGCAAGGAGAAAGGAAGUGUAAUCGCUAAAAAUCUAGGAAGUGCCAUAAGUGCUGCUCGAAGUAGAGCAGUUAGUGAAUCAGAAAUUGUUGCUGACUCUAAGCAAAGUAGCUCCAAGCAAAUGUAUGCUGCGAGUGCCUCUGUACUAGGGACAAGGACCCUCCAAUUUCCGCAUUAUCAGUCCUCGUCAUCCGUAGUGGGCGGCUAUCCCGCUUUCAAUCCCCAUUGCGCACCCAUCAAUGGCCCGCCGACGGGGAUGAUACAAGCUCCGUUUCUUUUGGGGAGGUCGUACUCGAAUAGCGGCGACGUAGCUUUCAAUAGAACAUACAAUGACCUUACCAGGGUGCAAUCGCCCAAUUUAAUUUGGUCAAUUCCGGGACCUCAACAAUAUGGCCACAUGUGGGAAGAACAAUACAAAACGGAAAAGUCGAAGAUAUUAGGUAAACGAGCUCACAUCCCGCAGGUUCGGGACAAUAAUGUUGCCGUUACCACAACUGCUCGUACACCUGAAGGCCUCCGGCGCAUCAGGGGUACACACGGUACAUUUCUUCAUGCUUCCGAAUGGUUUGGAGGACGGCAGUCCUACAAUUCAUUAGCUGUUCCACUUAAUUAUAAUGUGCAACCCAAUUCUUUCAAACGGCGCAGCCCGUCCCCGUUGUACGAUGCACCGACUAGAGAGAAGAGCUCGUGGCAUGGCCAGCAGGUACAAGUAAACAAUCAACAGCAGAUUUCGACACGAAAUAAUAAAACACCAUCGCCUUACGAAAAUAAUAUGUUGCAAGGAACAGGACAACACAAUCAAACCUCGCGGUCGCAUUUGAGUGAUGCAGAGAACGAAGAAGUAGAGAAAUUCUUUAAUCCUAUAAACAAUCGCGUCGGAUCUAGCAUCAAUAGUGGCGCUAAUAUACCCAUCGAAUUGCAAGUAACAAAUUUAGAUCAAAACAUCGAUAUGAAAGACAUGAAGCGAAUUCUUACAUCUGUGUUCAUGGAGCACAUCUCGAGCUGUCAUAUUUCUGUAUUUAUGCAAUCGGACGGUAAUUACGCCGCUAGUGUCAAAGUACCCUCGCUGUCAGACGCACAGUAUGCAAUUUCGCAGUUACACCGUCGUAAAAUCGGCUACAAGCGCAUUUUGAUAUCUUACGCCCACAUCGGUGGACCAAAUCUGCAACUUAUCCGAGCGCAGAUCGUAAUGCUCUUGCAAGAGGUCCCGGGACAUAAACUGCCGCUGUUCAAAUUCCGCGAGAUGUACGAGAGCCGGUUUAUGAUCUCUAUAAGCGUGUCGGAACUCUACAAGAUGAGAGACGUGUGCAUAAUCGCCGAAGAUCCGAGCGGUAGAAUGGUCUCGCUCAAUCCGGAUCAUAGAAACACGCCAUCGCCGUGCUUUAGUAACACCAUACAGGAUGGGCAAGUCAAGUUGCCAUAUUGCACUAUGCACACCUCGAAACCGUUGUCCGACAAAGGCUGGGCGGAACAAGAAAUGGCAUCCUUGCCCAACGUAAAGAUCGCCUUGAAGCUUCUCGAGUCUCGUAUGCAACAAUUGUUAGCGUCGCACAACGGCAUCCUACCGUUGCCCAGUCUGCCGAACUGUUAUGAGGCUGAAUUCAAAGAACAGUUGGAAAUCAUAGAAAGUGGUGUACCUUUGGAACACCUGGUCUCGUGUCUAUCGUGUGUCGAAUUAAAACAAGAUACCGGCAGCGUAAAGUUUAUUAUGUGGAUAGGGAGGAAAGAUCAUGAGAAUAAUCACGAUGAAACUAAGUGCGUGAGUCCGCCGCUCGCGAAUCAGCUAGCCCUUUUCAGCCGCGAACUGGUCGAUCUUCUGAAAACCGCUCCGCACUGCCAGUUACCCUUCAAUCGAUUUAUACCAGCGUACCACCAUCACUUCGGGCGACAGUGCAGAGUCGCCGAUUACGGGUUCACUAAACUGAUAGAUCUGCUGGAGGCGCUUACGCCCACUGUUCAAGUGAUGGGAGAGGGCAAUAAGCGCGUGGUUACGCUAUCGCAUCGUGCUCAAGUACGUAGAUUCACCUCGGAUCUACUACGCGUGCUGAAGUCGAAAGCGAGCAAACAAGUGACGCUUUCCGAGUUCCCGGGCGUUUACGCUCGAGUGAUAGCAAAACCCUGGGAUAUCGUGGACUACGGUGUAUGCGAUAUUGAAGAUAUUCUCGGUGAGGUGUCCGAGAACACGGUUGUCGUGACUCCUAUAGAAGGCGGCGAUAAAAUGAUAGCCAUCCCUAAACGCGAGCAGACUGUCGAAGAGAUCGAGCGAACGAAACUGUUCGCCAAAGAGGUGGUCGAGUUACUGCAACACGCGCCGCAAUGCAAGAUGCUGUUCAACAAGUUUGUACCAUCCUAUCAUCAUCACUUCGGCCAUCAAUGCCGCGUGUCGGAUUACGGAUUCACCAAGUUGAUCGAGCUGUUCGAAGCGAUCCCGGACGUAGUCAAGAUCGAGGAGGUAAACGGAGGCGAGAGACAGAUAUCCUUGACCGAAAAAGAAGGUCUUAAGGUCCUCUGCGAGCACAUAUCAAAGUUGGUGAUGCGCACCAGAAGCGGCCUAAGCAUUUCGAGCAUCGCGCAGAUGUUCCAGCAUCAAUUCGGCUACGCGCUACGUCCCGAGAUGUACAGCUGCAGUUCGAUGUUGCAGCUUAUGCAAAAGCUCAACGACACCAUUCAGGUCAUAGAUUUGGCUACAGGACCGGCUAUCAUCACAAUAGACAAGUCACAUUUGCAGCAAACAACCCUCCAAUGCCGGCGUGUGUUGAUGGAUCAGCCCCAAUAUAGGAUGCUUGUCAGAGAAUUCGUACAGCAACACGCUCAGUAUUAUAUGAAGCAAUGUAAUCUAGAUGAGUUUAAAAAAGAUCUAACACACGUUGUUCGGUUCACAGUGAUAAACGGCGAACAGUUUAUCGAGCUGACACCAUUGCAUCGCUUCGCCUGUGACCUUCAUCGCGUAAUGAUGAAUUACGGUGGUACAUUAAACUUAUCGCAGUUUGAGGCGUCAUACUUAAAUAUCAUAGGCUCACCUUGUAAACCCGCACAGUAUGGUUUCCCAACGGUAACCGCACUUUUACAAGCCUUGCCUUGCACCGUAACGAUAAAGGAGACAAGAAAGAAGGAACCGAUUAUCUAUUUGAAUAAAAAGUUAGCCGCUACCGCCGGUAUACGUUUGACAUCAGUAUACAAGCCGAUGCAGUCUUAUCACGACACGGAUUCCAGCAACGAUUCGUUCGAGAGCGAUUCCUCCUGUCGCGCGAACAUCCCUGGUACUCUGAACAUGAUGGACGAUCACGAGAAGUGGAUCGAUCAAUUGACAAGUAUUAACUCUUGGAAAGUGAAGAACGAUAAGGAUCUGUGGCCGGAGACUCACACAGAUAAGCAUUGGAAGAACUUGCCGAGUUCGGACGAGUGCUCGAUCAACUGGGCGAUGCCAAAGAGCGGCGGUGAAAGCUUCCUCAGCAGCUUGAUGCGCACACCGAUAAUGCAACGUAAUUUCCCGCCCAAGCCCGACUCCCCGCCCGAGGACAUCGUGUGCAAGGAAGAACACUGGAAAUCAUCGCUGUGGUCCCCGACAAAGUUUACGUAUCCGCAAGAUGAACAUUCCACGAAUGUACAGGUUCCCCCGCUGACCCUGCCAAGCUGGAAUCAGAUUCUGUCCAACGACGAUAUAUCGAACUUGUUGUCACCAACGAAAAAUCUAUUGCCCGCUGCUGCCAAUCCCUUGUAUCCGCCCACCUCUCCUUACUAUCACAAGCCUGUCGUUGCACCACAUCCGUCGGAAUUGCCGCUUCCUUCUCUGUCGUUGACACCCAAGAAGAAGAUAUUGGCAGAUAAUCAGAAGAAGACUGCCAGCAACGCGAGGAUGCAAUUCAAUCUUGCAAGUUCCGAAAGCGAAGACAACAUUAUCGACGAUGACGAAAGCAGCGAUAAUCAUAGCACUUCUAGUAAACUCUUUAAAGGCAAGAGACGUCUGGCGGCCCAGUUCAACCAGCCGAUCGAGCCGUAAGUAGAGAAAUACGCAAAGAAAGGGAGACGUUAAAAAGUGAUAAACUCAGGAUCAAAAUCAGAUUGUGUUUAAUCGAUUUCUUCAUGGGGAUAACAAGAAACUAUGGACUUGAACGGACUUCGAUAGACCGCCUCCUAAACUGAAUUAAAUUACCUAUACACUGUUCCAUGAAUGGUAGGUACCGUACUUUAUUUAUACUCGAAAUUUACAACAGUUCUGUGUAUAGAUUAAAUGUAUAUGCAAAUCGGAUGGAAGCGACUAUAGCACAAGUUAUUUUCAAAAAGUAUGAAAAUAUACAUCGAGUAGAUAUGUGAUUGAUAUAAUCUGGAUCGUAAUAGGAAAUGCGUGAGCGACGUUUAUACCGAAUGACAUGUGCUGAUGAUUUAGAAAACAUGUAGCAUUUUUCUGUACUGUGAUAUAGGAUAUAAAAAGGAACGAGACGAUAGUAAAUACUACACUAAGAAGGGAGCUUGGGAUGGCAAUAAUUAAUUUUUCGGUAAAUCGCACAACAAGAAGCGUGGCUCGGUACAUUUUUUGGAACUAUACAAUUUAGAUUUUUUAUAUCGUAUCUAAUUCUUUUUAUGAACAGUCUAUUUAUUUGAUGUUAUUUUAGUCUUAUUUAUGUUUGUAUCGAAUUUACAAUCAACUUUUACUUGAUUGUUUCAACUUGUUAAUGAUACAUAUCAUGGGGGAAAAAAAAGAAAGAUAUAAUUUUGAUACCCGUUCCUUUUCUUGUUUUAUACUCAUUAAACAAAACUAGGAGAAUACUAGACUAGAUUCCACAGUCAUCGAGUACAUUAACUACUUUCCUUGUGUAAAUCAAUUAUUGUUGAAACGCUUCUUUCGAUUUGCCUACGUUCACAUUGGCAGAGACAAUGUGAUUUGCACUCAUAUAACAUACUAUAUGUCCGAGAAAGAUAUUACGUAUAUAAUUGUUGCCAAUUACAAGAUAAGCGAAAAUUCUCUUGUCUACCAUGCACCUUCAGUUAUUCAUCUUGUUAAUCGUCUUAUCGAAUUUCUCUCCAUUCACCAUUGAUAUAUUUUUUUUACUGCUCAAUGUAUAAUUCUUUUACGAAUGUGUCAUGUGAAUGAAUGUUACGAAUACAGUGAGGAGACACGUAUGUAAAAUUGGAGCGUAAAACGCUGUAAUAUGUUGCCACGCGAUUUUCACGAUAUACGUAAGAGAAGAGAGAACAAUUUUAUCGAUGGAAAAUCUUGAAUGUUCCGAUGGUCAGUGCUCACUGGCAGAAUCAGGAGGAUAUAACGUAAUGGUGCGACGAGAGAUGAAAUUUUAACGGGAGUCGUUGAGACAAAUUCGUCCGGUAAUUACUAAAUGGCGAUAAGUAUCAUGUAAUUUUAUUCGAGAGGAGACGAGACAAAAGUUCGCAUCGAGUAUACCUCUGUGGCAGCCAUUGCGCGAUAUCGUUCCUUUUUUCUUUUCGUAUAAAGAGCGAUGGUGUGAAUACGAGGUUUUGUGACUCUGCCUGAUAUAGAAUUAUUUUUUUAUACCGUUUCGUUGAUAUAUUAAGUGCGUAUAAUAUAAGGUGUAUAAUAAGAGUCUUCGAAAUGUACAGAAAAGGGAAUGAUCUCACUUUUAAUCUUGUAUGCUUCAUGCUCAUUGUAAAUAUGACAUGGACGUGUAAUAAUUUGCAGCAUAGAGAAAUCGAUUAUAGAUUGUACUGUAGAAUUAUAGCUACAAUGGAUUCCAAGUUUUAUGCGAUACUAGUUGGUCAAUUUGUACGCUAUUUUAAAGAAAUCAAUUUGAAAGAGAAAUAGAUUAAAUGCUUGCGUUGAGUCGCUAAGAAAUUUGCGGUACGCUGAAUGACAGUUACAGCCAUCAGGUAUUAUAAUAGCUGCAGGAAUCGUGUAGUAUUCGUGUAGUGACCUUUUUUUAAAUAUUUUGUUAAUUUAUUCCUAUUCGGGGAAAUCGUUUCGUUACGUGUUAUAUAUUUAUGCAUAAUUAUGAAUCCUAUUGUAUUUUAUAUUUGCGUGAAAGAAUUUUCGUGUGCGUAACGGCGUCCUAUGGCAAGUAGCUUUUAAUUCGUUCAAUCAGAAAUAUUUAACGUUCACGUGUGGUACGUCGCCGCGUAAGAUGCACCACGCGAGGUCCAGCGUGCUAAAUGCCUAAUGAGUUUUAUGCGCACCCAAUCUGCUCUGGCAUUCGAAAUGAUGGAUGAACACAAUUUAUCUUGCUGAAACACAAUGUUCAAAGCGGAGGAAAAACUGUAAAUGAGAAUUCGUAUAUAUGUAUAUGUAAGAUGAUUUUACCGUAAUAACAAACAAGAGAAAUUGUAAUGUAUAAAUCAUCGAUGGAAUCGUGUCUAAAUGAGUAUUUCAUAAAUUAAUUUGAUACACGUGUACAAUAGGUAUAAUCUUUUUUAUAUAUUGUACAAUGAAGGAAUAAAAGGAAAGAUUAAUUCAUGCAA